CCUGGCACCCAAGGGCUCACUAAGCAAUGGCCACUGUGGCCACCGGUGAGGGCAGCUCGGUGGUGGGGUAGUGAAGUCCUGGGACACUGGGGCUGCACCAGUUUCUUGGACUCCACAAGUGUGUGUAGAGAGAGGAGCGAGGAAUGUGAUCCGACCCAGCAGCCCGGGGGAGCCAGACCAUAUCUGGUAUGUCUCUCUGGAAUGAUUUUGGGGGAAUUCACCGAAGUUGGAACUUAAGACGUGGACUGCCGGUAACCCGUAACACAGGGAUGUGGUGCUGUCCGUGUGCAUACCCCCCACAAGGGGACCUGGUGCCCGGGGUGGGAGUCGGCUUACACAGCACAGCGCUGGCUGCUGCUUGGGCCCGCCCUUGAAUGGCCGUGAACUUGUUUUUCCACGUCAUUUGCUCUCAAAUGUACUAUCGAGCUGGGCGACGCUAACACAGCGGCUCAGGUCCCUCCUCGUAACAAGCGAUUGUGUGUUCUUCAGAGGUGGCUGACGGGAGGAGGGGGCCCGGCCCCAAGGAGGUGGGGAAAGGGAAACAAACCUGCCUCACAGUGAGCGUGCGUGUCCUGGGGCCAGCUCCCCCCCCCCCCCCAAAGCACAUGCCAUUUCUGUCCCUGGAAGGGGUUAAAGGCCUCCUGGAGUCAAGAACAAGCAGGUGUCCCACCGUGCCAGAGACUGCUGCCUAAACUGCUUCCAGCUUUUCCCCCUUUCUGCAAUACGUCUGUGAUCAGCCACGGGACAGAGGCGCCAGCAGCCUGCCUCUGACAGACAUCAGGUUAGCUCGCUCCCACUCGGGUGGUGCGCCCAGGAUAUAAAUCCAGGCUCGAGCCCCUGCUGUGUUCCUCUCCCUAGCACCCGGGGUUGGGGUGGCGGGGACGGAGUUUCCUACCAAAGACCUUUCUUUUAUCUGAAGCCUCACAGCUCAGCAGGCUGCGCUUGGUGGAGGCAGCCACAGCAGCCGACGCCAGCAAGCAGCCUCAGCAAGGAGACUUGCUGGGGUGAAGAGGGCAGGUAUUGCCAGCCCUGGAGAAGAAGGGCCCUGGCGGGCCUCAGCCCUUGGUAUCGUCACACGGAGGCCCUCUGGCCACUGCAGACCGCACCAUGUGGGCCCCGGGGCGUCGUCAUCGGUUCUGGUUCCACUGGGGGCUGCUGUUGCUGCUGCUCCUGGGGGCACCCCUUCGAGGCCUAACACUGCCACCCAUCCGAUAUUCCCAUGCGGGCAUCUGCCCCAACGACAUGAACCCCAACCUUUGGGUGGAUGCCCAGAGCACCUGCAAGCGAGAGUGUGAAACUGACCAGGAAUGUGAGACCUAUGAGAAGUGCUGCCCCAAUGUGUGUGGGACCAAGAGCUGUGUGGCAGCCCGCUACAUGGAUGUGAAAGGGAGGAAGGGCCCUGUGGGUAUGCCCAAGGAGGCCACGUGUGAUCACUUCAUGUGUCUGCAGCAGGGCUCUGAGUGUGACAUCUGGGAUGGACAGCCCGUGUGCAAGUGCAAAGAUCGCUGUGAGAAGGAGCCCAGCUUCACUUGUGCCUCUGACGGCCUCACCUAUUACAACCGCUGCUACAUGGACGCCGAGGCCUGCUCCAAGGGCAUCUCCCUGGCUGUGGUCACCUGCCGCUAUCACUUUACCUGGCCCAACACCAGCCCUCCACCGCCUGAGACCACUGCACAUCCUACCACGGCCUCUCCGGAGACUCUGGGGCUGGACAUGGCAGCCCCGGCCCUGCUCAACCAUCCCGUCCAUCAAUCAGUCACCGUGGGUGAGACCGUGAGUUUCCUCUGUGAUGUGGUGGGCCGGCCCCGGCCCGAGCUCACUUGGGAGAAACAGCUGGAGGAUAGAGAGAAUGUGGUCAUGAGGCCCAACCACGUGCGUGGUAACGUGGUGGUCACCAACAUUGCCCAGCUGGUCAUCUACAAUGCCCAGCCCCAAGAUGCUGGCAUAUACACCUGCACAGCUCAGAAUGCUGCUGGAGUCCUAAGGGCUGACUUCCCGUUGUCAGUGGUCAGGGGGGGUCAGGCAAGGGCCACCUCAGAGAGCAGUCUCAACGGCACGGCUUUCCCAGUAACUGAGUGCCUAAAGCCCCCGGACAGUGAGGACUGUGGAGAGGAGCAGACGCGCUGGCACUUCGAUGCCCAGGCUAACAACUGCCUCACGUUUACCUUCGGCCACUGCCACCGCAAUCUCAACCACUUUGAGACCUAUGAAGCCUGCAUGCUGGCUUGUAUGAGUGGGCCGCUGGCCACGUGCAGCCUGCCCGCCCUGCAGGGGCCCUGCAAAGCCUACGUGCCACGCUGGGCCUACAACAGCCAGACGGGCCUCUGCCAGUCCUUCGUCUACGGUGGCUGCGAGGGCAACGGCAACAACUUUGAAAGCCGCGAGGCCUGCGAGGAGUCGUGUCCGUUCCCGAGGGGCAACCAACACUGCCGGGCCUGCAAGCCUCGGCAGAAGCUAGUCACCAGCUUCUGUCGAAGUGACUUCGUCAUCCUGGGCAGGGUCUCCGAGCUGACCGAGGAGCCUGACUCAGGCCGUGCCCUGGUGACUGUGGAUGAGGUCCUAAAAGAUGAGAAGAUGGGCCUCAAGUUUCUGGGCCGGGAGCCGCUGGAAGUCACUCUGCUUCACGUAGACUGGGCCUGCCCUUGCCCCAAUGUGACAGUGAGCGAGACACCGCUCAUCAUCAUGGGGGAGGUGGAGGGUGGCAUGGCCAUGCUGAGACCUGACAGUUUCGUGGGCGCGUCGAGCACACGGCGGGUCAGGAAGCUUCGUGAGGUCAUGCACAAGAAAACCUGUGACGUCCUCAAGGACUUUCUGGGCUUGCGCUGAAGCUGGCCAUCUACCCUGACCCUCCUCCACCCACCCACCCCCUGCCCUCAGUCAGCCACUGGGUGAGAUCAGAUUAGGCCGCCACGGCCAACGGGGAAACCUCAGCUGACAUGUGGGAAGAAAGCCAUCAUAGGUCUGAAAAGGAUCUCUAUUCGUUGGGUUCAAUAGAAGGUUCAUAUCUUUUUUUAACUGGGAAGGAAGUUGGCAAAAGGUGAAGAAAAGACACAUGUAAGUUAUUUCCCGUGAGGGGUCCCCUCAGGUAGUUCCACCCCACCCCCUUUGCUGACCCAGGUCCCUCUGCCCAGUCUCCUAGCCAGGGGUCAGAAAGAGAUGGCAUCUACCUUGUUAAAUGGUUUAGCUUGCACAAGGGGUGUGUGGGAAGAGAUAAGAGAGUCCAAGGAUUGCUUAAGAUAACCUUCCCACUGCCUCCUGCACCACCGUAAGCAGAGACUGCCUCUCAUUAAGGGCAGUGGGAAGCCAGAGGACCGUCCAAUCCAGGAUGUAACCGAUUCUAACGGAGGUUGCAGGGACGGCGGCUGCCUUUGGUGGCGUCAGUUUGUGUCCCUGAGGUCACCCCACCAGCAAAAAUUCAUGUUUUCUCUCCUGGGCUGCCUUGGUUUGUUGGUUUGCUUCUGUUCAUUUCGGCCCAGUGGACACUUCCUGGGUGCCAGGUGCUAGGACCAUAGAGAAAGGCUGAGCUCCUCUAGCAGAGCCCAAACACAACGUCCUGAUCCUAAGCUCCCCCAGGAGCCAGUGAGUGGCUGGCGGCAGUCAGCCACUUGCAUCUGAUGGAUGGUGUGCUGUCAUAUGCCAUGGGCUUCCUUGGAGAAGCUCCAGGAUCUGUUUGGGUAGCAAGAGAAGUAAGGUAGACAAAAGGCGGGAGGGGCCGGGGAAUCAGAGUGGAGGCGGGCCCAGAGAGAAGGAAUAUUGCUUGAUGCUGCCAUCUGGUGGUGAGUAUGGGUGUCUGCAUGGAUCAGGAGGGAGGAGCCAUCUAGGUGGGGCCUGGGAGGGGCCUUUUGGAGAUGGCAGCUCUGAGAUCACUUGUUUUUUUCUGGUCCCAGCCACACAGGCACUGGGUAGAGGAUUUGGAACCACUCUAUCAUUCCUGCACCUGUCCUGUUCUCUCUUCAGCCCUUCAUUCUGUCCACAUCCCUCCAAAGGAGGCAUUGUGGGAUGCCCUAAUGUCUUCCUCAAAUAGGAGGAGGAUGAUACUAAAUAAAAAUUCAUAGUGUCUACUGUU
This is a messenger RNA of Peromyscus californicus insignis, 4066 nucleotides long. It is a transcript of the gene Wfikkn2, whose product is annotated as WAP, follistatin/kazal, immunoglobulin, kunitz and netrin domain containing 2. Gene Ontology annotation, biological process: negative regulation of transforming growth factor beta receptor signaling pathway. Gene Ontology annotation, cellular component: extracellular region. Gene Ontology annotation, molecular function: transforming growth factor beta binding; receptor antagonist activity; serine-type endopeptidase inhibitor activity. The transcript is spliced from 2 exons. Lineage: Eukaryota; Metazoa; Chordata; Mammalia; Rodentia; Cricetidae. The coding region runs from base 1108 to 2826 and encodes 572 amino acids. The record is from RefSeq and is a predicted model, not a curated record.